Xenia sp. Carnegie-2017 is the source of this 4809-nucleotide messenger RNA. Its product is annotated as NLR family CARD domain-containing protein 3-like. Lineage: Eukaryota; Metazoa; Cnidaria; Anthozoa; Malacalcyonacea; Xeniidae. The coding region runs from base 371 to 4444 and encodes 1357 amino acids. The transcript has 3 exons. Gene Ontology annotation, molecular function: ATP hydrolysis activity; protein binding. The record is from RefSeq and is a predicted model, not a curated record.
AUAAAUUAGUUGCAUAAUGAAAAAGGACUUAUCAAAACAUAUUUUCCGCACGAAAAUAAGCUGAAAAUAAUAGCUCAUGCAAUAUCACCAGAGUUCCUUCGGUUACAUUAUCUUCGAUGGUCACAACCACAAAGCCAAUAUCACAUUUCAGUUAACGUCACGAGCGAUGGGUGGUCACACUCUUAAAGUUUGGUGUAGACAAAGAAAGGUCAAGACCAUUUUAGGCUUGGACUACCGGGCUCUCCAUCAAAACAUAUAUCCUUUCUGUUACAAAGUAUACAAGAAGCUAAUUGUGGUAAAAAAAUUCAUACAUUACAGAUCUCUAACUGAAAAUAGAAAAAGGUAUACCUCCAAUGCCCAAAGAAUAUAAAUGGAAAAGUGUCUUGAAUACAUACCAUGGAGCAGUUUCAACUGGUUUGGAAGAAUAAUAUUGAUUUUCUUUGGUAUAUUUGGCAUCUUUGUUUCUAGUAUUUCAUUAGUUUUAUAUCUUGAUAGUUCAUUUAAUUGUCAUAAUGAGAUUAUAUCAAAGACGAAAGAAAGCUCUCUUUUAAAGAGCAUUGAAUCAAGAUGUUUCAGACAAUACAAAGAUGGUUUAACUUUUAAGUAUGCUGUUUUUCUUAUGGUAUUUUUUAAUUUUGCCAUUGUCUUAUUUUGGAGUAUUGUCUAUGGAUAUUAUGUAAAGCGUCGAAUUGAACAUAAUUAUAAUAACAGUCCAAUAGGAAACAGUGCCGAACAAAGUGAACCUCUACAUGGGGAAUAUAGCGAAGAAGUUCGUCAUUCUAAUAACGUUGCAUUUAAUUUUUCUUCAUUUUACAUUAACAUCGUUCAUUUGGUGGUUCGCAUCAUCAUAUUGUCUGUCUUUGUUGGAUUAUUUUUCUAUGCCAAGUUUCCAAUCGAAUACACCUGUAAAAGACGUCCAACUAUGAAAGAAAUUUCCUUGUUAAAUCACACCAUUUCUAACAUUGAUUGUGAAAAUCCCAACGGUGAUAAAAGUGAAAUUUUAAUUAAAGCUGUUUUAUCUGUAAGUUUAAUUGUAAUAACACUAACAAUUUUAGAGCUGUGUUACUUGACGUAUAAGGCUUGGACUGAUAACUCUUUUAAAAAAGAGGAUAAAUUUUGUGCAGUUUACUUAAAUUUUGUACCGCUCCAAAUACCUAAAAUGCUAAAAGAAAAUAAAUACAAAUAUGCAAAACCAUUGGAAGGAAAUAAAGAUGAAUGUACAAAAUCGUUGGUGGAAAAUAAAGACGACUGUGCAAAUCCGUUGAAAGAAAAAGAAGAAGAAUGUGGAGAAACUUUGGAAGAAAUCAAAAAGAAUUUCGACACGAACGAAGUAUGUGUAAUACAUGACGACUUUGGCGAUAAGACCAAAGAAUGGCGAAAUCUUGACAAUAUUUACAUCAACGUCAUAAUACAAGCAGAAAGACAAUUAGAGAAUGCUUAUCCAGAAAAAUUUAAAAGGCACGAAAUCUUUCAGUGCUAUCUUACAAUAAGAAAAGAUACAAAAAAAUUAACAAGAGCAACAGAAAUUUUUAAACCAAUCCAGGAGGAGCAAGACCAAUCGUAUCCCCGUACCAUUUUAGUUAUUGGAAGGCCAGGAAUUGGUAAAACUAUGUUAACAAAAAAAAUUUUACUCGAAUGGAUGAAAAAUUCCGAUGAAUUUUUUCUAGAUAAACUAGUUCUUUUAAUGCGAUGUCGUUCGUUUAAAAAUAGCAACAUUAGUCUCAAAGAUAUGUUGAGUGAUUGUGAUGGGUUUUCGGAUGAAGAAUUUCCUAAAAUUUAUGACUUUAUAAUCAAUAAUCCUGAAAAAACUGUUCUUGUCGUUGAUGGUCUCGAUGAACUAUCUUUGAAUGAAGAAUGCCUUAAAAUUGGUGGUUCAAUCCUCCAUGAUGCGAAAAUGCCAGCAUUUAGACUAUUAAGUUUGUUGGUAAAACGUAAACUGCUGCCUGGUGUCACUGUUGUUAUAACAUCACGACCCACAGCUGAACAUGCAUUUGAUGAACUAAAAUUUGACCGAACAGUAGAGAUCUUAGGUUUUUUUGAAGAACAGAUCAAAUAUUAUAUCGAAAAGUUUUGUGGUGAUGACAAGAAUACCAAUGAGAUGAUUUUGAAUUGCAUUAAUAAUUCUAAUGAACUUCGUAGCCUGUGCUACAUCCCUGUCAACGCUUAUAUUGUCUGUUUGACCCUAAAGGAAUGCUUUAUAAAUAACGCUGAGGAUAUUCCAAAAACAAUCACUGAAUUGUACAACAGAGCAAUUAAAAUCUUACUAUGGAGACACCAUCCUUCUCUCAAGAAACGAAAAACGACGAAAAAUUAUUUGACUAUCCCUUUACCAUCCUUACUUGAUACAGAUUUUAAAAAAAUAAAAGAAACAGCAAAGAGAGGACUUGAGGAAGGAAAUUUGAUUUUUGAAGAUAAGAAUAAUACAGAAUUUCAUAAUUUGGCAAACUGUGGUGUUUUUCAUCAGAUACCACAUAAACGACGCUUUUUUUACUGCUUUCUUCAUUUAACUCUUCAGGAAUUUUUAGCUGCGUGGUGUAUUGUUGACGAUUGGCAAAGCCUUGGAAAAUUUUUGAAUGAUCACGUGGCAGAUCCCAAAUGGCAUUUGGUGAUUGAAUUCAUUGCUGGUUUAGUUGGAGAUAUGAAAAAAAGAGGAGAAGUAGAGGAUAUUAACGUUGUUGAACAAAGAUUUAAAAAUUGGAUUUCAAACAUAUUUUCCCUCUCUGGAGAUAAAGUGCUUGGUUUUCUUGGAGUAAAGUGCCUGUACGAGUUGCAGGACAAAGAUGUCAUGAGGUCAGCUUGCACAGAAUUGGAGAAGUUUUCUCAAGAAACGUGGAUUGUUGGAGUUUCUUUUACGCCUGUUGAUUCAAAUGCAUUGUUUGAAUUUCUUUCUGAAUGUGAACACAUAACUGGACUUUCUUUUAAAAAAUGCUCAUUUCUUGAUAAUCAUAGCUGUCUUCCAAUGAAAAACUAUUUGUUAAAUAAGGGAGCAAAAAACUUGAUUAGUUUAACCUUUUUUUUAAGUGCUUUAGGCAAUUGUUUUUGGAAGCAUCUUAGUGAAGCUUUGACAAGUAAGAAUUGUAUACUUUCUAAGUUGGUAAUGACAGACAGCAAUAUAGGUGACAAAGGUGCUAAAUAUCUUAGUGAAGCAUUGAAAAGUAAGAAUUGUAAACUUACUAAGCUGGUAAUGAGUGCCAACAAUAUAGGUGAUGAAGAUGCUAAUUAUCUUAGUGAAGCAUUGAGAAGUGAGAAUUGUAUACUUACUGAAUUGCAUAUAAAUUAUGACAAAAUAGGUGAUGAAGGUGCUAAAUAUCUUAGUGAAGCAUUGAAAAGGGAGAAUUGUAAAGUUACUAAGUUGGUAAUGAGAUUCAACAAUAUAGGUAAUGAAGUUGCUAAAUAUCUUAGUGAAGCAUUGAAAAGUGAGAUAUGUAAACUUACUAAGUUGGUAAUGAGUGGCAGCAAUAUAGGUGAUGAAGGUGCUAAGUAUUUGAGUGGAGCAUUGAAAAGUGAGAAUUGUAAACUUACUAAGUUGGUAAUGACAGGCAGCAAUAUAGGUGAUAAAAGUGCUAAUUAUCUUAGUGAAGCAUUGAAAAGUAAGAAUUGUAAGCUUACUAAGUUGGUAAUGAGAGCCAGCAAUAUAGGCGAUGAAGAUGCUUGUUAUCUUGGUGAGGCAUUGAAAAGUAAGAAUUGCAUACUUACAGAAUUGCAUCUUGAAUAUGGCAAAUUAGGUGAUGAAAGUGCUAAAUAUCUUAGUGAAGCAUUGAAAAGUGAGAAUUGUAAACUUACUAAGUUGGUAACGAGAGUCGUCAACUUAGGUAAUAAAGUUGCUAAAUAUCUUAGUGAAGCAUUGAAAAGUGACAAUUGUAAACUUACUAAGUUAGUAAUGGGUGGCAGCAAUAUAGGUGAUGAAGGUGCUAAAUAUUUUAGUGAAGCAUUGAAAAGUGAGAAUUGUAAACUUACUAAGUUGGUAAUGAGUUGCCACAAUAUAGGUGAUGAAGGUGCUAAAUAUCUUAGUGAAGCAUUGAAAUGUAAGAAUUGUAUACUUACUAAGUUGGUAAUGAGUGGCCACAACAUAGGAGAUGAAGGUGCUAAAUAUCUUAGUGAAGCAUUGAAAAGUAAUAAUUGUAAACUUACUACGUUGAAAAUUAGUUGCAGCAAUAUAGGUGAUGAAGGUGCUAAAUAUUUUAGUGAAUCAUUAAAAGGUAAAAAUUGUCGACUUACUAAAUUGAUAAUGAGUUGCCGCAAUAUAGGUGAUGAAGGUGCUAAAUAUCUUAGUGGAGCAUUAAAAAGUAAGAAUUGUAAACUUUCUGAAUUGUAUAUAACGGGUGAAAAUAUAAGUAGGGAAGCUGCUAAAUAUCUUAAUGAAGCAUUGAAAAGUGAAAAGUGUGAACUUCUGAACAGUACUUUGACUAGUAUUCGAGCUCGAACUCUUAAUGCAUAUCUAUAACCAUUCCACUUCCUGAUUUAAGGUUUAUUAUUUAAACUUUUAUAUGUUUUAUGAAAAAAGUAAGCGAAAUUUUAUACAUCUUGGCACUUUUCUUUUAUAUAAACAUUCCUUAAUUUAAAAAAAACUUUGAAAUAUGUGUACUUAGCUAUAUGUUAAUUCAUUGUUUACAGUAAAAGUAUAAUUUGAUUUGUAAACAUAUAUUUACUGCAAGCAAUACAAAAUGUAACAAUGAUAAACUUCACCGAUUUUCUCACUAUUUAAUUAUCUUAUGAAAUCUAAAUAGUAAUUGUGAACAAACGAAUGUAUUGAGUAAAAAAUCCUUUCGAAUUCAAAUUUUAAUAAACAAAUUUCUACUAUUAAUCAUA